Molecule: messenger RNA, 219 nt
Organism: Clunio marinus
Lineage: Eukaryota; Metazoa; Arthropoda; Insecta; Diptera; Chironomidae
Source: the annotation of a GenBank genome assembly
AUGCGAGCUUGUAUCUUCUUCCUUUUCUUGCAAAAUAAAGUGUGCUUUAUGGCAAUCAUCAAUGAGAGAAAGAAUAUCGUAAAAUUAAAGGAGAUGGAUUUUAUUUCGAAGGGAUUUAAAAGGGAUGAAAAAUUUUUAAAAGCUUGGGAAAUUAGAAAUUUUACACCAAAAAAUUACACCGUAAAAAAAGCUUUCGCUGCAUCGAAAAGCUUUGCUUGA